This is a messenger RNA of Rosa chinensis, 1373 nucleotides long. RefSeq names its product ethylene-responsive transcription factor ERF061. Gene Ontology annotation, biological process: regulation of DNA-templated transcription. Gene Ontology annotation, molecular function: DNA-binding transcription factor activity; DNA binding. Lineage: Eukaryota; Viridiplantae; Streptophyta; Magnoliopsida; Rosales; Rosaceae. The record is from RefSeq and is a predicted model, not a curated record.
UGAACAAACCUCACCUCAGCAACAAAAUUAAAAAUCUCAAUCCUCUCUUCUCUCUCAGAUAACCAAAGCUUCCUCCUCUUCUCUUCUGUGCCCAUCUUGUUCUUCUAAGCUCUUAGCUUCUCAUUUCUGAGACACAUACUUUCACCUGAUCCCUUACCUUUUUUUCCUUCACUUUUGCUUCUGAAUCUUACACGCAUUCGGAAAAAGGUCUCCUUUUUAGUGCCUUUUUUCCUACACUCGAGUUCCCAAUUUUCCGGGAAACCAAAACCCCUUCGUUUCUUUUACCAAACAAUCAUGGAAACAAUGCAACAAAAUCACCUCCCUUUCGAGAUCACCGACUUGGAUAUCCGUUCAUCUCUAUCCAACCUCAUCCUAACCGGCGGCACAAACACCUUGGACUCAAUCUUCUCCCAUUUCCCACAAACCACCACCACCACCCCAGUUUCGGAGCCACUAGGCUCCUCCGUCUACCUCCGCCAGCGUGACCUCCUCCAGAAGUUCAGCGAGCAAACCCGCGCAAACGGCGGCGCCGUUUCCCGCCUUCCGACGAACCCAGUUCGAAUCCCAAGCUCCUCUUCCUCUUGCUCCACCACGUACCUAGCCCCCACCAAGAAGAAGCUGUACAGAGGAGUGAGGCAGAGGCAUUGGGGCAAAUGGGUCGCCGAGAUCACUCCCCAGAACAGAAUGAGAGUCUGGCUCGGCACCUACGACACCGCCGAAGCCGCCGCCUACGCCUACGACCGCGCCGCCUACAAGCUCCGUGGCGAGUACGCGCGCCUCAACUUCCCCAACCUCAAGGACCCCACCAAGCUGGGUUUCGCUGACGGCUCGAGGCUCAACGCCGUCAAGGCCUCCGUCGACGCCAAGAUUCAGGCGAUUUGUCAGAAGGUGAAGCGGGAAAAGGCCAAGAAGAAUAAUGCCAAGAAGAGCAGUAGUGGUUCGGUUAAGACUGAAAAAGUGACCAAAGUCGAUUCGCCAUCUUCCUCUUCGUCGCAUUUGACUUUUUACGACGGUUUGGGGCAGGAGCUGCUGUCGUCACCAACGCCGACAGGGUCGGAAGGGAGGUGUGAGAAUUCAUCCACGCCGUCGGUUUCGAACGACGGUCCGAUCAGCGUGGCCAUGGCGGAGAUGGAGGACUUGGAAUUCGAAGGGUGCUCACUUGCAAGAAUGCCUUCAUUUGACCCAGAGUUGAUUUGGAAAGUCCUUGCUAAUUAGGAAAGAGCCAAAGAGGCUUAGUUUUAAUUUUCUCCUGAUCUGGGUUUAGAUUAAUGGUACUGGUGCUAAGUGUAAAUGGUACAGCACGAGAUGAGCUAUAUCUGAAAUAUGAUUCCGUCGGUUUCUAAUAACUAAGGAAUUAAUAUGGUUUUAUGUUU